Molecule: messenger RNA, 1653 nt
Organism: Chenopodium quinoa (quinoa)
Lineage: Eukaryota; Viridiplantae; Streptophyta; Magnoliopsida; Caryophyllales; Amaranthaceae
Product: probable inactive purple acid phosphatase 29
Exons: 3
Coding region: 99-1304 (401 amino acids)
Cellular component (GO): cytoplasm
Molecular function (GO): hydrolase activity, acting on ester bonds
Source: RefSeq, a predicted model, not a curated record
UCGUACUUAGCGGCAGAUAUAAAGUAUAGUAUACGCUUGGGUACUACAAUUAGUCUUUAAGUGGGAUUAUUACUAAAAAAAUAAAAGAAGUAAAAAAAAUGGGUUUUUUGGGUUUACUCAUAGUGGGAGUUUUUGCAUUGAUGCUCCAAAAUGCAAGCUCAUUCAACACAAAUAUAAAAGUUGAAAACAAGGACAAGUUGUUAAGGUUCAACAAAAAUGGAGAAUUCAAAAUAUUGCAAAUCUCAGAUAUGCACUACGCUAAUGGCAAGGACACUGCUUGUAGAGAUGUCUUGCCAUCUCAAAUGGAAACCUGCUCUGAUCUCAACACCACUCAUUAUCUCCGUCGUUUCAUCCAUACCGAGAAUCCUGAUCUCAUCGUUUUCACUGGAGACAACGUCCAUUCAGUAGAUGCGUAUAACUAUAACAGAUCAAUGGAUGAAGCAUUUGCAGCAGCAAUCGAGUCGAAUAUCCCAUGGAUUGCUGUACUAGGUAACCACGACGUGAAUACACUUGUAACCGGAACUCCAAGAAAAGCAGUCAUGGAAUACAUAGUUGGAUUGAAAAACACUCUAUCCCUUCUCAAUCCAUCCAAUCUCGAACAAGACGAGUCGAUUUGGGGAUGGGGUAAUUACAACUUGGAGGUCGCCGGUGUCCAAGAUUCCCCUCUCCAAAACAAGUCUGUCCUUAACCUUUACCUCCUUGAUUCCGGUGAAUUCACUUACAGCCUCCCUCCCAAUUUUUACAUGGGAUAUGAGUGGAUCCAUCCAUCUCAGCAAUCUUGGUUCCUUCGCACCUCCAAACAACUCCAACAAGCUUACACGAGCCCACCCGAAGCACAACAAGGACCCGCUCCAGGGUUGGUGUUCUUCCACAUUCCUAUACCCGAAUACAGCAACAUUACCGAGUCCAAUAUGGUGGGUGAAAAACAGGAGGAUGUGUAUUGCCCCGGCGUCAAUUCGGGGUUCUAUGACACAAUGCUUGCAGCAGGGGAUAUUAAGGCUGCUUUUGUAGGACAUGGACAUAUCAACGACUAUUGUGGUAAGCUUCGUGACAUACAGCUAUGUUACGGAGCUGGAUUCGGGUACCAUGGAUAUGGCUUAGCUGGUUGGGCCAGAAGGGCAAGGGUGAUCAAUGUUAAGUUGGAUAAAACCGAAGAUGGUGAUUGGGGUCCUGUUAAGUCCAUUGUUACCUGGAAGCGACUUCAUGAUGAUCGUCUCACUCUUAUUGAUCCUGAAGUCCUUUGGGCUUCUACUACCGGUGGAGAUCGAGCUCAAUCUUUGUUUAAACCGAUUAUGAGCGAAUAAGCUUAUUUCAUUUGCUGAUGCUGAUGGAGCUAUGAUGCAGUCCAGCAAGCAGACGCCAAAUGCUUGACUAGUAGCUUAGUCUGAGCAAAAAAUUAAAAUAAAAAUAAAAUUUUACCUUACUUUGAUUAUUGUAUCAAAUAAAAAGAAAAGCAAUGCAUGUACUCUUGUAUUGAUGAUUAAGGACUUAGAUUUGAGGUUCCUUAAUCAUUAGAUAUAAUAAUAAUCCAUACUUUGGUAAUAGGAAUUCUUAAGCCUACAUCUAUACAAAACUAUAUACUAUAUGAGAUGUAACCCCGGCCCGGCCCUUAUUCUAAGUGAUGAUAUGAAUUUCAAAUUACUUUGUUGCGUA